Molecule: messenger RNA, 402 nt
Organism: Cylindrotheca closterium
Lineage: Eukaryota; Bacillariophyta; Bacillariophyceae; Bacillariales; Bacillariaceae
Source: the annotation of a GenBank genome assembly
AUGCUCCAAUUCCUCUUUACAAGGAAGUAUCCAAAUAGGUCCAUUCCACUGAAAAUAACAGUCACAAAGAAAAAGAAGGAACACCGCAAUCACAAAAAAGACCAUAAAGACGGCCCAAACAAAAAGAAAGUUUGUGACUAUUGCACCAAGAAGAAAGGGUUCACAUUCUAUGGUCACACUGAAGACCAAUGCAACAACACAAAGAAAGACCUUUCUAACAACAAAGAAGUAAAGCACAACAUUGGACCAAUGGACGUAGCAAACAAGAAUGAUGUGACUUUUGGUCUUUCUAUGUCCAAGGAAGAAAUCUCCAAGAAAAUGUUAAACAAAGGCAACUCCAACGCUAAGGAAAUGGCCUCCCUCCGUAUGGGACAAAGAGCUUGCCGAGGUCCUAAAUAUUGA